GGGAGGCACUCAGGCUUUUUUGCCAAAAAGAGCGCCUGCGAGAACCAACCAAAGCGUCACUGUUUGCCCGCGUUCAGCCCUUCAAGGUCCAGACUUUAGAUGCUGACGGUCUGGAUAAGCUUAACCGCGCAGCACAAGCACCGCGUGGCGGACCGAAAACUCGUCCAACACUCUCGUCCAACACCCUCACAACGUGACUUUCCCUCCGACGGCCUUCAAAAAGCCGAGCCAGCUUUCAAACACUAGCAAGCCGCUUGUGCGCUGAGGACAAAACGCGAUGCCGCCACGCACGCCUGGGACUAAACGGCGGCUCGAACCGCAGCCAACCGUUGUUGCGAGGCGGGAACGCGCAUAUCCGCCACCACACGCCAGAGCCCUGCGGCUUCCCACCAGCCUGUUGACGGCUCUGUCGCCGGCUGGCCUCUUCCUCUUAUUCUCGUUUGCGGCCGCUCCGCACAACGCACGGGUCCUCUCCCAAUUCCGCGGGACUAAACCCUUCGCCCGCAGCCCAACCCUCCGCCGUUUGCCGGGGGCGCCCCCGGUGGCGUUGAAGUACCGAACAAGCCAUGCCCAUUCGGUUCCUCCGCCGGCCGUAUGUGGAGCAUGCCGGCCAUCCACUGACAUCUUGCGCUCAGACGAAGGGCGUAGGUUCUUCCAAGCUCGGCCACCAGGCCGCGGAGCGGACUUUGGUCAGAGGUUCGAUCGGGGAAUCAAGGUGUGCUUACGUCGGCGGGGAACAUCUUCCCGUGUCCCGUCGCGCUAUCGGUUGGAAGCCCACAACGACGCCGGCUCGCUUCCCGUAGUACUCUAUCCCCACGCCUUGUUUACUCUGUUUGGCCCGGACCUGCAAGCAGUCGCAACCCGAGGACGUCCCAAAGCCUGCUGGGCAACUCUGCCCCGAAAAUGGACGGUCUACACCGACAUGUCGACGUGUCGCUUCAGCACAUCGCUUCGGGGUAUGUCGUGAGCCCUUGCCGGCAAACACGACCUUCUGCAACACCCUAACCUGUACAUCUCAUUCGUUCGUUGGCUGGGUCAACCCCGAUUCUCUGCUCCUCCCGGUUGGCGGGCAUCUCCACGGCUCGGCGACCAUGCCAAGUUUUCGUUUGGUUCAUGACGGGACGGCCUUUGUAUCAGGACGCUCGACUGAGGACUAAAUUCGGCCCAAGGGCUCCAUCCCGGGCUUCACCGUCAGGGUGGCCACGGGUCAUGGACC
This is a messenger RNA of Chaetomium fimeti, 1216 nucleotides long. RefSeq lists its product as uncharacterized. The record is from RefSeq and is a predicted model, not a curated record. Bases 278 to 967 code for a protein of 229 amino acids. NCBI's taxonomy places the organism in Eukaryota, Fungi, Ascomycota, Sordariomycetes, Sordariales, Chaetomiaceae. The transcript is spliced from 3 exons.